Spirometra erinaceieuropaei is the source of this 837-nucleotide messenger RNA. The record is from the annotation of a GenBank genome assembly. NCBI's taxonomy places the organism in Eukaryota, Metazoa, Platyhelminthes, Cestoda, Diphyllobothriidea, Diphyllobothriidae.
AUGAAAGCCUUCGACACAGUGAAUCGCGACGGACUGUGCAAAAUCAUGCAGAAAUUCGGCUGUCUCCCAGGAUUCACUCAGAUAGGGCGUCAGCUCCACGAUGGCAUGACGGCGCGCGUCACGGAGUACGGCGCUGUCUCAGAGGCAUUUAGCGUGUACGAAGGAGUGAAGCAGGUACGCGUCCUGACGCCCACCCUCUUUAGUCUCAUGUUCUCUACCAUACUGCUGGGCGCUUACCGUGACGAGCGCCCAGAUAUCCGCAUCGCUUAUCGGACUGAAGGCUACCUCAUCAAUCAACGGCGGAUGCACUACCAAUCACGCGUAUCCACAGUCACCGCUCACGAACUUCUCUUCGCCGACGACUGCGCCCUCGAUACCACCUCGGAAGAGGACAUGCAAAGGAGCAUGGGUCUCCUCUCCACCGCCUGCGAGAACUUCGGUCUGGUCAUCAACAAGGAAAAGAAGGUGAUAAUUCAUCAACCACCAUCCAACACAGCCCCUUCCCACAACGCGCCACAAAUUAGCGUUAACGGAACCCAACUGCAAAUGGUGGACAACUUCCCGUAUGCGGGCAGGAACCUAUCCCGCAUCACGAAAAUCGACCACAAAGUAGUCCACCGGAUUUCGAAGGUCAGACAAGCCUUCGGCUGUCUUCAAAGUACAGACUGGAAUCGUCACGGUAUCCAGCUCAGUAUGCAAUUGAAGAUGUACUUGGCCGUCAUCCUCCGGACGCUGCUGUGUGGAGUAGAGUCCUCGACGAUGUACACGAAGCAGGCACGCCGACUCAACCAUUUCCAACUCAGCUGUUUUCGUCGAAUACUGAAGCUGAGUUGGUAG